AAAGCGAAUAAAAUGCGGUCACACCGCGCCGCAAUGAAUGUAUAAAAGGGGGCUGCCAUCCGCAGAGCGAGUAAAUAACGGUUCGCGAGCAACAACUUUUCAUUUCGAGAGCGGAGUAAUUUUUCCAGCCGACCGACAAACAGUGAUUGAAAACCCAAACGAGAUUUAUUUCGAAACGCGACAAGAAAUUGUUACAUCAAAGGAGCUGCAACGACUAAAAUCCGCGAAGAAAGUGCGAGAAAAUACCUUAAAGAGAGAAAAAACCAGUGACGCAGUAGCAACAACAACAAACAGUCAUCGAACGAUUUAUAGAAUCUAACGCCGAGUCCAAAGCAUGAAUCUAUCAUUCGCUGGCUGCGGAUUCCUGGGCAUCUACCACGUCGGAGUGGCCGUCUGCUUCAAGAAGUAUGCACCGCAUCUGUUGCUGGAGAAGAUCGGAGGCGCUUCGGCCGGUUCCCUGGCCGCCUGCUGUCUCCUCUGCGAUUUGCCAUUGGGCAGCAUGACUUCGGACUUCUUCAGGGUGGUGAACGAAGCUCGUCGCUACUCCCUGGGUCCCUUCAGUCCCUCCUUCAACAUCCAGACCUGUCUGCUGGAGGGUCUACAGAAGCAUCUACCAGACGAUGCUCACAAGCGGGUGAAUGGACGACUGCACAUUUCGCUUACCCGCGUGUACGAUGGCAAGAACGUGAUCAUCUCGGAGUUUGAGUCACGGGAAGAGGUCCUGCAGGCGCUGUUGUGUGCGUGCUUCAUACCCGGAUUCUCCGGCAUCUUGCCGCCCAGAUUCCGUGGCGUUCGCUACAUGGAUGGUGCCUUCUCGGACAAUCUGCCCAUUCUGGACGAGAACACCAUUACGGUCAGUCCGUUCUGCGGCGAGAGUGAUAUUUGCCCGAGGGAUCAGAGCUCGCAGCUCUUCCAUCUGAAUUGGGCCAACACCAGCAUCGAGAUCUCCAGACAGAACAUCAAUCGCUUCGUGCGCAUCCUUUUUCCGCCGCGUCCCGAGUUUCUGUCCAAGUUCUGCCAGCAGGGAUUCGAUGAUGCCCUGCAAUUCCUGCAUCGCAACAAUCUGAUCAACUGUCGACGCUGCGUGGCGGUUCAGUCGACAUUCGUGGUUUCCGAAACGGUGGCCCAGCCCCAGGAGUUCGAUCCCGAGUGCAGGGAGUGCAAGAAGCACAGAAAGGACGCUUUGAGCUCAAACAUGCCCCAAACGGUACUGGAUGUCAUUCAGGACUAUAUCGAACAAGCCAAUAAGGGUCUGGCCAACUGGAUUUUCAAGCAUCGCGGCAUUAAGCUGCUUUCCCUACCAGCCACAGUGCCCAUGGACUUUCUGCUGGCCACCAUUUCAAAAAUAUCAGCACUGACGCCCAAACUUACCAAGCAGGCCAGAGUAAUGGUGGAGGACUUAAUUUUGCAGUUGAACCACGCCAUGCGGAUACGACUGCUAAAUAAAUUCACGCUCUAUGACCAGCCUCACUUCGAUGCCACAGGACUUCUUCAUUCCAGCCGCUUAUAUGGACCCCGUGUUUCAAUCCUUGUGGAUGAAUGUGGAGCCACACCGCUAGAGGACGAUGUCGACAACUUUGAGCAUGUCCUCAAGAUGACCACGCACAACGACGCUCUAUAUGCCUAUUACUAUACUGACAGCAACACGAACAAGGUGAAAGUAACCGAGAUCUUUGACUUUGACGAAAUAACGGAGCACGACAAGCUGGCCACCGAUCUGCAGAUCUACGAAGGCUCUGUCGAAGAUCACCCCAAUCCCCACCAGCACAGCCACAAUACGGUGGUCAGCGAAUGGAAUGGCGUCGAAUCAGUACAAGUAAUGCCCACGACUCCUGAACUACACGACGUAGCCUUUUAAAGCACUUACAAACUAAACGACUAUAAAUGCACCUCCAUAACCCUUCACCCACUCAAGCAUUAAGUCCAAAUUUUAAAUCGUUGGCGCAGACUUCUUCAUCGAUGCGCAUACACCAAAUGUGGAGGAUAGUAAAACAUCAGCGCCACAAUUCUCCCGCCUGGACCUGGAGACCGAGUCGGAUGCUAGUGUGCUAAGUGAUCCCGAGGUUGAUCAGACUUUUAGCUCCACGGCCUCCACGCACAGCAGCGACAUGUAUAUAGAAAUUGAGGGGUAAUUAGUAAUGGGGAGGGGGCAAUCCUCUUAGGAACUGUAUCGAAACAUCUCCAAAGCGGCUCGUAGCAAAGCGAAAAGCCUAGUAGCGUUUCCAUUAGUCUAAAUUAGUCUUAGUACGACCAACGUAUGUACCUAACUUAACUUAGCCGUAUGCUGCCAUUGUAUCAUCGUCAGUUUGUAAGCGGCAAUUAGCUAAUAAUUGCAUUCUUGUUAUUAGUCACCCUCACACGACUUGUAUUACAUCCAAAUCCCCAUCUGUGUUUAGCCUAAGUUGAUAAUGUAUAAACAAUAAAAAAAAUAAACAAC
Messenger RNA from Drosophila melanogaster (fruit fly), 2437 nucleotides. RefSeq names its product brummer (gene bmm). The record is from RefSeq and is marked reviewed. Gene Ontology annotation, molecular function: hydrolase activity; triacylglycerol lipase activity. The transcript is spliced from 8 exons. Gene Ontology annotation, biological process: lipid catabolic process; lipid metabolic process. Bases 335 to 1858 code for a protein of 507 amino acids. NCBI's taxonomy places the organism in Eukaryota, Metazoa, Arthropoda, Insecta, Diptera, Drosophilidae.